UUGACCCCGGGCGAACUUUUGCUAAUAGAGCUGGCCAAGAAGUGGGCACUGGAAGGAAAUGGGGAUGCGGGGCGGAUGGCAGCAAUCGAUCAGCUGUAUGGGCUCCAAGUGGGUAUAAAAUCCCGGGUCGGUCCAUCAGUUGUCAGUCAGUUGUGAGUGAAAACUCAAAGACAACAAGUGAGUUAGGAACCCUCGAUCCCCAGUCAAGGAAACCCUAAUCCGUAACCCGUAAUCCCGAUAAGGAGAAACCCAUCUGCAGAAUGCAUUGCAUGCUUCAACUGAGUCUGGCUGUGGCCCUUUGCGCCCUCUUAGCCCCAUCCGCCACCUUGGCCGAACGCCGCAAUGUGUACCGCCUGGGUGGACGCUCCUCGGACGCUCAGGGGGAGGCCCGUUUCACCUCGUCGAUUGCCAACAAGCUGACCUCGCUAAAAGGCACCACCACGACGACCACGGCCGCCCCCACUACCACCACCGUGCCCACCACCAUUACGGAGACGACCUCGCCGACCGCACCAACAACAACCACUGGCACCUCGACGAGCACUAGCACGCCCACUUCCGCCUCCACCUCCUCCAGCCGUGCCUUCCCCGUCAUUCAAGAAGAUGUUGACGAGGAUGAGGAGAUGCCCAGGGCCUACGAAGAUGAAGAGGACGACGCUGACGACAGCGUAGAGGACGAGGACGAAGGCGAUGAUGACGAUGAGGAGAACUACUAUGUGGCCGCACCGUCCACCGCAGGCAACAGCAAUGCCGUGCAACAGUCCUCAGAGUCCAGUUCGUUGGUCCGCCCCUCGGAGCUACAGUGGCGUCAGUUCCAGCAGGAACAGCGCAACCGUCGCCGCAUCCAGCGCCUCCAGCGGGAGCACAACCAGCGGAUCAGGGCCCUCCUUCGCCGCCAGAGAGCCGCCGAGAAGAGAAGCCAGCAGCGAUUGCGCCGCCAGCGCCAACAGAGCCGUAGGCGCGUCUCCCAGCGCCAGCGCCGCAACAAGAACCGCUCCAAGGCCCAGCGCCAGCGUCAAAGGAAGAACAACAUGAACCGUCGCCGCCGCCAGCAGCAGCAGCGCCAGCGCAGACAUCGCCAGCAGCAGCGCCGCCGGCUCAUCCGCCUCCUGAACCGUCGUCGUCGUGGCGGUCGUCGCAACUAAGGAGUUGAUCCCGAUCCCGAUCCUUGCACGGAUCAGAUCAGAUCCCCAAACGAUCCCAGAACCCCCGAAAUAAAACGAACUUGUAUGCAACAAAA
Molecule: messenger RNA, 1240 nt
Organism: Drosophila yakuba
Lineage: Eukaryota; Metazoa; Arthropoda; Insecta; Diptera; Drosophilidae
Product: vicilin-like seed storage protein At2g18540
Exons: 2
Coding region: 261-1145 (294 amino acids)
Source: RefSeq, a predicted model, not a curated record